GUCAAGAGAUGGACAUUCGAAAAAUAGAAAAUCUCCAACUAACACCGAAAGAAUUGAAACAUUUUCGGAUAUUUUCAUUUCAGCUGCGAACAGCAAACGGUUAACAAAGGUGCGCGCUAAAAGCCUCAAAUAAAAUUUCAACGCUUUGAACAUUUCCCGUGACAAUUAUAUUGCAGUUAAGCUCAUAAAUUAAGUAAGCAGUAAAAAAUAUAACACUAAAUGAAUUAUGGAAUAUGUAAAUUUAACAAAUACAAGACAACAGCAGCAUGAUUUCGAGCAGCAGCAACAGUCACAGCAUAAUGACAAUCAGCAACAGUUUUGUUUGCGUUGGCAUAAUCAUCAGACAAGUUUGCUGAGCACACUGCCCGUGCUUCUUGACCAAUCGCAUCUAACAGAUGUGACCAUAUCGGCGGAGGGACGUCUCUUGCGUGCUCAUCGCGUGGUGCUCAGCGCCUGCAGUAGCUUCUUCAUGGAUAUAUUUCGCGCUCUGGAGGCUAGCAAUCACCCAGUUAUUAUUAUACCCGGCGCUAGCUUUAGUGCCAUUGUCUCACUGCUAACGUUCAUGUAUUCGGGUGAGGUGAAUGUCUACGAGGAGCAAAUACCUAUGCUACUUAAUCUGGCAGAGACACUCGGCAUUAAGGGACUGGCUGAUGUGCAAAAUAAUAAUCUACCCAAGUGUGCUAAAAAUGCCGCUUCACACUUCAUGGAGACUAACAGCAAUCUGGAUAAGCCGCUGGAGCCUGAACGUCCUAGCACAGCUUCUCCUACGCCUACAGCUACGCCAUACACCCAACACUUACCACAGUUGCCCAAUGCCACGCCACUAUUAGCCAACAAAUUGGGCUCCCCGCUGGAGAAUUUUUUUCUCAAAUCGCUGCAGUUUUAUCCCAAUUUGUUGCCGCAGCCGUUGAACUUUUCACAGACCGCCUUGAACAAGACCACAGAGCUGUUGGCCAAAUAUCAGCAGCAGUGCCAACUUUACCAAAGCAGCCUUGAAGAGGAGGAUUGCCUUGCCGCCAAGCGUUUAAGGAUAAACAACAUACACAAACACAACUGUGCUCAACAGCAAAAGGAUAUUAAGCGCAUAGAUAAAAUUGUAGAAAAUCUAAGGAUCACUAACAACAACAAUAUCAAAUCGCCGCUGGAUUGUGCUGCGACUAAUUCAAUUGUAGCUACUUCACCAAUUACGCUUGCCACGCAAAAUAUAUCACACUUUUCACCGCAGUUGCCUGUGGUGAAGUCUUCGCCUAGCUACAUCAAUCCGCUGAGCGCCAGUCAGCUCUAUACCAAUGCUAAGCCGCCCAGCUAUAACGCUGCUGUCACACCCACCUCUACACAGCAAGCAGCACAUCAUGUGAGCAGCCAUUCAACUCCUUAUAUAACGCCGGAAGAUCAUGCCAAGCUGCAGCAGCAUAUUGAACAAUAUGCUGCCUCUCAACGUGAGGCAGCUGCUGCUGCUGCCGUUGGGCAAUUGGUUAGCGCCAAAUCGGAGCCCAAUUUGUUGUCACUUACUGCAGAGAAGCUGCCCACGCCCAGCAAGCCGCCAUCUAACUCCAAGUUGUAUGCCACUUGCUUCAUUUGUCACAAGCAACUCAGCAAUCAAUACAAUUUGCGCGUGCAUCUAGAAACGCAUCAGAAUGUGCGCUACGCAUGCAAUGUCUGCUCGCAUGUAUCGCGAAGCAAGGAUGCGCUGCGCAAGCAUGUUAGCUAUCGUCAUCCAGGUGCGCCGUCUCCCUGUGAAAAUGAAGCACGACGCAAGCGUGUUAGCAAACUAACUGCGCCCUCGACAGUAACAACCGGCGCACCAACCACGGCAACAGCCACUGCUACCAGUGGAGCAGGAGAGAUGGCACGAAAUGACAAUGCAGCCAACACCGCGCUCACCACUAAUCCGUAUAUGUUUUUGCCAAAUCAAUUUCAAUUGGCAGCAGCAGCUGCAGCCGCGGCAGCGUCUGAAUCAAGUACUCAACCAGCGUUGGAUCUCGCGCAGGAGGCGUCCAUUAAGAUUGAAACAACAAUAAUCGCUAGCAAUGGCGAGGCAACUGGCGAAGCAAAUACAAACGCCACAUAAAGACAGCAGCGCACUUUAUUUUAACUAGCUAAACACACACACACACAAACAAGAAACACAGACACAAACUUAGUCCCACCAUAUACCGUACCAACGUCUUAGACCCGGCUGUGAUACUUAGCGCAAUUGAAAAUUUUUGUUUUUCGUUUUUGUUUUCAUUUGAAUCUCACCAUUUGAAAACAUAAUUGUAGCGCCAUUUUUGUUAUCGAUAAAUUAUCGUUUCGUUAAGCCUAACGGGUAGUAGUGAUAUAAACAAACAGUUUUGAACGCACUGAAGGCUUUAAAAAAACAUCCUUCAAACAAAAAAAAAAAACACAUACUGUA
Molecule: messenger RNA, 2395 nt
Organism: Drosophila busckii
Lineage: Eukaryota; Metazoa; Arthropoda; Insecta; Diptera; Drosophilidae
Biological process (GO): regulation of transcription by RNA polymerase II
Cellular component (GO): nucleus
Molecular function (GO): protein binding
Source: RefSeq, a predicted model, not a curated record